CUCUGGAGCUUCACGGCAGCUGCGCUUUGCUUUUCCCUUCUGAAUUUGGUCUGUGCUUUGGUGGACACCGAUGAUGUUCUAACCAAAGAAGAACAGAUUUACUUGCUGAAUGAAGCUAAAGAAAAAUGUCACCAGCAGAUAAAUACCCAGAAGGAAACAGUCCAAGAUGGCAACUGUUUGCCUGAGUGGGACGGGAUUAUUUGCUGGCCCGAAAGCCUCCCCAGCAAAAAGGUGGCCGUCCUAUGCCCUGACUACGUCUAUGACUUCAACCAUCAUGGUCACGCCUACAGGCGCUGUGAUGUUCACGGAAACUGGGAAUUGGUGCCCAAUAUGAACAAGACUUGGGCCAAUUACACAGAAUGCGCCAUCUUCUUUGCCCCGGAACGGCAGAAUCAAGAAAAGGAAGUGUUUGACCGGCUGCACAUCAUCUACACCGCUGGCUACUCCAUCUCCCUCGCCUCCCUCGUGGUCGCCAUGUGCAUCCUUUGCUACUUCAAGCGGCUUCAUUGCACUCGAAAUUACAUCCACCUCCAUCUCUUUGCCUCCUUUGUCUGCCGAGCUGUGAGCAUCUUCGUGAAGGAUCUAGUGCUGUACUCGACCUCGCGACUCGAGGGACUGCAAAAAACACAGGGCAGUGACUGGGACGCUGAAGAUCUGAGCCUCGCCUUGGGAUCCAGGACCCAGCUAGCAGGCUGCAAGGUAGCUGUGACCAUCUUCCUCUAUUUCUUGGCUACAAACCACUACUGGAUCUUGGUGGAAGGUCUCUAUCUCCACAGCUUGAUCUUCAUGGCUUUCCUCUCAAACAAAAGCUACUUGUGGGCUCUUACGCUCAUCGGGUGGGGGGUACCUGCUGUCGUCGUGUCUGUUUGGGCCAGCGUCAGAGCAUCCCUGGCUGAUACACAGUGCUGGGACCUCAGCGCUGGAAACAUGAAAUGGAUCUACCAAGUUCCUAUCUUAGCAGCAGUUGUGGUGAACUUUUUCCUCUUCCUCAACAUUGUGAGGGUCCUUGCAUCGAAGCUGUGGGAGACAAAUGCAGGGAAAUUAGAUCCCCGCCAACAGUACAGGAAGUUACUAAAAUCCACCCUUGUUCUGAUGCCCCUCUUUGGUGUUCAUUACGUGGUGUUCAUGGCUAUUCCUUACACACCUGUGUCCAGUGUCCUCUGGCAAAUACAGAUGCACUACGAGAUGCUCUUCAAUUCUUUGCAGGGUUUCUUUGUGGCUUUCAUUUACUGUUUCUGCAAUGGCGAGGUGCAAGCAGAAAUUAAAAAAGACCGUUUCCGGAGAAACCUGGUACUGGACAUAAAGCAGAAGACCCGAGCGGCAAGCGCAGGAGGGAGCUACUCCUACGGUGGGCUUGUGUCCCAUGCCACCAACAGCGUCAGCUUCAGUAUGGCCAGCUGGGGGGUGACCUCUGCAGCAGCAGUUGCCACGCCUCUUGGUGCCCCAAACUGGCUGCUUCACCUUGCCCCCACUGCCAGUGCCCCAGAGUACACCCCGGCUUCCUCCACUUUGGAUAAUUCCCCAAGUCAGGAGAUGAUGCAGAAGGUCCUUGAGGAGAACAUCGGUGCUACAGCCUCGCAGGGGAAGCACUCCAGCUUGAAAAAAGAGCUGGAGACCAUGCUAUGAAAGGGAACGGUGAAAAUGUAGUUAGCAGCGGGACUAGGAUGAGAGCAACUAGGCAAGUGAAUUGUUCAAGUUUCAAUCUUGAUCCAGGUACCACUGUAGCGAUUAGGAAGUCUUCAUUCUAAUUCCAAGUAAUUUGCCAUUUCAGAUUAGUUUAAGCUUGGUUCUGGUGCUGAAGGGUACUGAGGGAGGUAGUGGUUAGGUAGAUUGCAUUGUUCUGGUUAGUUCGAUCUGCAAAGCACAUGGCAUGCCUUUUCAAAAAUUCCAAUCCUCCAGAAUAUAUCCAUCUCCCCACCUCACUUGCAGCCUCCUCAGCAGCAAUAAGCAAGCAAGGGAACCAUUCCUGUUCGCAUUUUCUGCUGUGUUGUGUUUCAUUUGUGUUAAAAUAAGGCUUUUGUUAAGUUGAUUGCAACCCCAAUUUCAGUAAGUAGGCACUGAGUGUUAAGGGCAAAGGUGGUGUUGUUUUUAAGGCUUUUUUUGAUGUAGUGCUAACAUGAGAAAUAAAAUAUUAAAGUUGGUGUUUCCU
Molecule: messenger RNA, 2149 nt
Organism: Zootoca vivipara (common lizard)
Lineage: Eukaryota; Metazoa; Chordata; Lepidosauria; Squamata; Lacertidae
Product: parathyroid hormone/parathyroid hormone-related peptide receptor-like
Biological process (GO): cell surface receptor signaling pathway; adenylate cyclase-modulating G protein-coupled receptor signaling pathway
Cellular component (GO): plasma membrane
Molecular function (GO): peptide hormone binding; parathyroid hormone receptor activity; G protein-coupled peptide receptor activity
Source: RefSeq, a predicted model, not a curated record